CCCAUUUCUCACUUGUAUCUCACCUGUAUCCCACCUGUAUCUCCCCUGUGUCUCACCUGUAUCUCACCUGUAUCUCACCUGUAUCUCUCCUGUAUCUCACCUGUGUCUCACCUGUAUCUCACCUGUGUCUCACCUGUAUCUCCCCUGUAUCUCUCCUGUAUCCCACCUGUAUCCCACCUGUAUCUCUCCUGUAUCUCACCUGUAUCUCCCCUGUGUCUGACCUGUAUCUCACCUGUGUCUCACCUGUAUCUCACCUGUAUCUCACCUGUAUCCCACCUGUAUCCCACCUGUAUCUCACCUGUAUCUCACCUGUAUCUCUCCUGUAUCUCUCCUGUAUCUCACCUGUAUCUCCCCUGUGUCUCAGCUGUGUCUCACCUGUGUUUCCCCUGUCUCUCACCUGUCCCUCCCUGUCCCACCUGCGCAGGUACGCGGCGUACCGCACGCCGCAGCUGCCGCAGUUCCGCACGCAGUACGUGCGGCGGCGCUCGCAGCUGCUGCGGGAGCGGGCGCAGGGCGGGCACCUGGCAGGUGAGGCGCGGCGCUGGUACCUGCGGCUGCGGGCGCGGCUCCUGGCCCAGCGCUACGGCGCCCUGUCCGAGCCGGGCAGCUGCCGCAGCGCCCUGAGAGCCAGCCGGACCACGCUGGACCGCAUGGAGGAUUUCGAGGAGGACCCGCGGGGGUCCCGGGGCCACCGGCGCUCCCUGAGCCGCAGCUCCGGCCCGGGGGGGCUGCGGGGGGGCCCCGACGAGCGCCCCCCCGGGGUGGUCCCCACCCCCCUGGCCGAGGCCAGCCGGGCCAUGGCCGGGGACACCACCCUGAGCGAGAACUACGCCUUCGCGGGGGUGUUCCACGUGUUCGACCAGCACCUGGACAGCGCAGUGCGGAAGGUGCAGUUUGCCCACGACGAGCGGCACCUGCUGGCGUGCUGCUCUCUGGACGGGACGCUGUCCGUGUGCCGCCUGGCCCCCGGGCCCCCGGCCGUGCUGCGGCGGCUCCGCGGCCACGGGGCCGGCGUGUCCGACUUCGCCUGGUCCCUGUCCAACGACGUCCUGGUGUCGGCCUCGCUGGACGGGACCCUGCGCCUCUGGGACCCCGCGGACGGGCGCUGCAUCCGCCGCGUGCCCGACCCCGACGGGGCCGCGCUGCUGUGCUGCGCCUUCCAGCCGCUCAACAACAACCUCACCGUGGUGGGCAGUGCCCGGCACAUGGUGCGGGUUGUGAACAUCUCCACGGGGAAGGCGGCUCGGGGGGGCACCGGGCGCCUCCCCGGGCGGGUCCUCGCCCUCUGCUUCGACGCCCCCGGGCGCGUCCUGUGGGCCGGGGACGACCGGGGCUCGGUGUCCUCGUUCCUGUGCGACCCCGGCACCGGCCGGCUGACCAAGGCCUCGCGGGUGCUGGUCCAGGCCGGCGGCUCCAUCACGUCGCUCUCGGCCCGGGCCUGGGCCAGCCGGGAGGCGCCGGACCCGUCCCUGCUGGUCAACGCCUGCCCCGACCGCCUGCUGCUCUUCCGGGUGGUGGAGGACGAGGGGGGCUCGGGGGCCCCGGGGCUGCGGCUCCGGCGCAGUUUCCCCACGCGGCACCGGGAGCAGCCCCUGAGGAGCUGCUUCUGUCCCCUGAUGUCCUUCCGGCAGGGAGCCUGCGUGGUGACGGGCAGCGAGGACGCCUCCGUGCACUUCUUCGACGUGGGCCGGGCGGCGCGGGCCACCGUGAACACGCUGCAGGGCCACGGGGCCGCCGUGCUGGCCGUGGCCUUCAACUGCGACGAGUCCCUGCUGGCCUCAGGGGACGCCGCCGGCACCGUCAUCGUCUGGCGCCGCCAGCACGCCUGAGGCGCCCCAAAAAACCCCCAAAUCCCCGUGGAAAACCCCAAAAUCUGCCUGGAAAUACCCCCAGAAAUACCCCAAAAACGGCCCCGAAAUGCCCCGG
Molecule: messenger RNA, 1926 nt
Organism: Vidua macroura (Pin-tailed whydah)
Lineage: Eukaryota; Metazoa; Chordata; Aves; Passeriformes; Viduidae
Gene: WDR13
Product: WD repeat domain 13
Exons: 9
Coding region: 651-1829 (392 amino acids)
Cellular component (GO): nucleus
Molecular function (GO): protein binding; promoter-specific chromatin binding
Source: RefSeq, a predicted model, not a curated record